AUGACGGGCCCAGACCGGGCUUUGCUCAAUCGACGCUCCUCAACGCAACAUUACCAGACCUUCGAUACCCCGCCGCCCAAGUCGCGUGGUCGACCGAAUUCGGGCCAGUCCGAGUCCUCGGCCGAUGGAUCCCACGAUCUCCACCAUGAACCCGUUGAUCCCCCAGGGACAUCGUCGCCUCUGCCAAAAAGGCAGAUGGCUGUGCUGGCCAUGAUCGCCUUGGCCGAACAAACGGCAUUGAACUCCAUUAGUCCAUAUCUCCCCGAUAUGGCUUCGACGUUCCCCGAGGUGGAACCGUCUCAGGUCGGUGUAUAUGUGGGGACCAUUGCUUCGGCUUUUGCCUUGGCUCAGUUUGCCACGAACUAUUUCUGGGGUUGGUUAUCGGACCGCAUUGGUCGCAAGCCGGUUAUCUUGCUAGGAACUUUGUUGACGGCACUGUGUUUCGUUGCGUUUGGGUUUUGUAGGACGCUCGGACAGGCUAUCGCGGUGCAGGCCUUGAUGGGUGUGGUCAACGGCAACCAGGGCCUGGUUUCCACUUGCCUCGGAGAAAUCACCGACCGAAGCAACCAAUCCCAGGCUUUUACUUAUCUUCCCGUGCUAUAUGGCAUCGGAGGUAUCACGGGCCCUCUCUUGGGAGGACUUUUGAUUUUUGAGACAAAUCCUUUCACCGGUAACAAGAACCCAUACCCAUAUCUUGCACCGAAUAUUCUAUCAGCGGUUGUCCUUCUGGUGGACUUUGCCUUAACGGCCCUCUUCUUGGAAGAGAGCCUGGAAGACGCAGAAAGUCUUCCUAGGAUUGGGAGAAAGGUGCGCAGCCUAUUCGCCUGGUUAUGGCAGUUUACCGGUGAUUCGCGUCAUCCAACCUAUGUUGCGGCCGCACCCGGGCCAUAUCCGCCCGGCCACCACGACUCAGAGGUUGAAGAUCAUGACAGUGAUCUAGACUCUGCAUCUGAGGUGUCAAGCUUACUUGGUCACCAUGAGGAGCUUAGUUGGGAUGAAAUCUUCACUCGGGACACAGUCUUGCUUCUCUUGACAUACCUGAUCUUCGCGUUCUGCAAUGUCUCGUUCAACUCGCUGUUCCCCAUUUUUGCGCAAGCCAAGCCUCCCGCUGGACGGUCACUUACACCGUCUGAGAUUGGCCUUUCCCAAGGGUUUGCCGGUAUUGUGACUAUCAUCUUUCAAAUUUGUAUCUUCAAUCGCCUGCGCGAUAAGAUGGGCAACCGAUGGUCCUAUCGCGCAGGGCUCUUUGGCUUUGUUGUCUCGUUCAUUUUGAUGCCCUUCAUUGGUUAUAAGAGCCGGUCAACCGAUGAUCUGACCGGCAAGUCGGUACUCAUGGCCAUUGAAUUGUGCCUCGUGUUGCUGGUCAAGACCAUUGCCUCUGUGGGUGGUUUGACCAGCGCCUUGCUCUUGGUAAGCAAUGUUUAUAGUUCCUACAAGUCUCUCACAACUAACCCACAUAUCCAGAUCACCAAUUCCGCACCAAAUCAUGCCGUCCUUGGCGCCCUCAACGGUCUUGCACAGACCCUUUCCGCGGCCGGACGUGCUGUAGGCCCAUUCCUAUCCGGAGGACUUUUCUCCCUCACCUCUAAGAUCCAACCCAAGGGAGAGGCUCUGGCAUUUGGAGUCUUCGGCGCUGUCUCGUUCAUCGGGUUCGUCAUGAGUUUCGGUAUUCGCGGCCGGUCCCUCGAAGCAGAAGGCUGGGGCGAGGAUAGUGAGGAUGGCGACAAGUCGGACGACGAAGAGACGAAUGGUGCUUGA
Penicillium soppii is the source of this 1758-nucleotide messenger RNA. RefSeq names its product MFS transporter. Gene Ontology annotation, molecular function: transmembrane transporter activity. NCBI's taxonomy places the organism in Eukaryota, Fungi, Ascomycota, Eurotiomycetes, Eurotiales, Aspergillaceae. Gene Ontology annotation, biological process: transmembrane transport. Bases 1 to 1758 code for a protein of 585 amino acids. The record is from RefSeq and is a predicted model, not a curated record. The transcript has a single exon.